AUGUUUAGGCAAAUCCAGGCCCACAUUUUCACCCUGCUAGGCCUGGAGUUCCGGCCCAAACAUUUAGCGUGCUACCAUGCCAAGAUCGCCCUCCCUAAAUACAACCGAGCGAACAACACCAAGUUUGAGCUGGUGGAGGUACGAGCAAUCUUUUUGUCCUUUGAGUUUGGAGGGGGCUGCCUCCAUUAUAAUUUCACGGCUAAGCAGCUGCCUGAGGACGAUGAUCAUCAUCAUUCUGCUAAUGCUGCCGGCAGCACGGAGCUGUUCUUCUCUGAAGUGAACUACAAUUUCCGGACUGAGAAUGAUGUCCUGUUGUGCUGUAUUGUCAGCGAAAAUGAUGCAGGGCAUUGCUACGGCUGCGAAGGCGAGCUGCCAACGGUUAUCCACCCAAGUAGCCAGGCAUACGGUGGUGGCAGCAGUACCUGUAUUGACUUGCCACUUCCAGACAGCGCAAGCUCAGACAGUGAUUAA
This is a messenger RNA of Brachypodium distachyon (stiff brome), 471 nucleotides long. RefSeq lists its product as uncharacterized. The record is from RefSeq and is a predicted model, not a curated record. Bases 1 to 471 code for a protein of 156 amino acids. NCBI's taxonomy places the organism in Eukaryota, Viridiplantae, Streptophyta, Magnoliopsida, Poales, Poaceae. The transcript is spliced from 3 exons.